Messenger RNA from Glycine soja, 1305 nucleotides. Its product is annotated as zinc finger protein ZAT10-like. Gene Ontology annotation, biological process: response to stress. Bases 240 to 1013 code for a protein of 257 amino acids. Gene Ontology annotation, molecular function: DNA-binding transcription factor activity. The transcript has a single exon. Lineage: Eukaryota; Viridiplantae; Streptophyta; Magnoliopsida; Fabales; Fabaceae. The record is from RefSeq and is a predicted model, not a curated record.
GGGUUAAUUAAGGGUAAAUAUAGCGCAGACGUACUUACGUAACGUAGUUUUGACUUUUCUAAGUAAUCCAUUCAUUAGUUGACCGAUUUCACUCUUUCCAUCAUAACAUCCCUAUAUAUAAACCCUCUAUGCUCACACCCACUUCCUCAUCUACACUCAUAAUCAUUACAUGGUCAUAGUCUACACCUAAUUAGCCAAACACACCACAGCACCAAACUAGUUGGCUCAAUUCUCUUUGAAUGGCUUUGGAGGCUUUGAAUUCACCAACAGCAGCCACCACUCCCUUCCGUGGUUACCAAGAAGAGGAGGAGGAGGUUGACCUUCACCUACGCGAGCCUUGGGCCAAGAGAAAACGCUCCAAACGACCUCGUUUUGAGUCGGAGGAAGAGUACUUGGCUCUUUGCCUCAUCAUGCUUGCACAAAGCGGUAACAACAACAACACCCAAUUACCGUCUUCGUCACAGUCACACAAAGAAGCGUCACCGCCGCUGAAACUAUCACACAGGUGCACCGUUUGCAACAAGGCUUUUCCUUCUUACCAAGCACUCGGUGGACACAAGGCCAGCCACCGCAAGGCCUCGUCGGAAUCCAACACCACCGCCUCCGCCGUCGCCGUCUCUGCCACAGCCAACGACAGCGUUUCCGCUUCGACCGUCGGCGGCGGAAGGAUGCACGAGUGUUCCAUCUGUCACAAGAGUUUCCCUACCGGUCAGGCCCUGGGUGGCCACAAGCGCUGUCACUACGACGGCGGAAACAACCACAGUAACAGCAACGCCAACGGCAACAACAGCAGCGGCGUCACUACCUCCGACGGCGGCGCUGCCUCCUCCUCCUCCCCCGCGUUCCGUGGGUUUGACCUGAACCUUCCGGCUCCGCUGACGGAGUUCUGGUCGCCGGCGGGGUUUGAUUUCGGAAAGAAGAAGGUUGGCGUUGAACAAGAGGUGGAAAGCCCGUUGCCGGUAACCGCCAAGAGGCCGCGUUUGUUUUCGGGGGAAGAUAAUGAAGAGGCGUAGAUUUGUUCACAGAAUGUUUAUUUUAAUUUGAUUGAAAUUGAAUUUGUUGGUACGGUGAAUAUGAAUUCACACCAGUUAAUUUAAUUUUCAUUUUAUGUUUUUUUUUUUGUUUGUUUUUAGUAUAUAUAUAGGUGGGAUCGGGAUUAGGUUCGGAUUUUGUUUCUGCUCCUCUGUACAGACAAAAUUUGUUCAUUGCUUUUGGAUUCUUGUUUGCCAUUGAUUGAAUCUAACAAUUGUUUUCAUCAUCAGUAAUAUUUAUGCCAAAGAUAAAUAUACAGGUUAAUUCCCAUUA